GGGGCGCGAGGAGCCGCGGCGGGCGCGGCGGCGGCGGGCGAUGCGGGCGGCUGCGGGUACCCGGCGGGCUCCGCUCGGCCGCCGCCGCCUUCUUCGGCUCCGCCGCGGGGGUCGCAGCCGGUGCCGCGCCGUCCUCGAGCUCCCGGCGUGAGGAGGCGGCGGGCAGAGAGAAGCAUCGCGCUCCAGGCGGAGACCCAGAGGCAGCCCCGCGCCCGGCCUCGCUCACUGCUAUGGACAGUGCGAUCACCCUGUGGCAGUUCCUCCUUCAGCUCCUACAGGAGCCUCAGAACAAGCACGUGAUCAGCUGGACCUCUAAUGAUGGGGAGUUCAAGCUCUUGCAGGCAGAAGAGGUGGCUCGUCUCUGGGGGAUCCGUAAGAACAAGCCUAAUAUGAAUUACGACAAACUCAGCCGAGCUCUCAGAUACUAUUAUGUAAAGAAUAUCAUUAAAAAAGUGAAUGGUCAGAAGUUUGUGUACAAGUUUGUGUCUUACCCAGAGAUUUUGAAAAUGGACCCCCUGACCGUGGGCAGGACCGAGGGAGACUGUGAGGUCGUGAGCUGCAGCGAGGUGGGCAGCGGCUCCAGGGACACCGAGAGCGGGGGCAGAGAGAAGCCCCUGCAGCCCGGGGCCCGGGCCUCUAGCCGCAAUGACUACAUCCACUCCGGCUUGUAUUCUUCCUUCACGCUCAACUCUUUGAACUCCUCUAACAAGAAGCUCUUCAGACCUAUAAAGAUCGAGAGUCCGGCUGAGAAGCUGGCAGAGAAGAAGCCGCCCCAGGAGCCAACACCGUCUGUCAUCAGAUUUGUAACAACGCCUUCCAAGAAGCUUCCAGUUGAACCUGUUGCUGCCACCGCGUCGGCCAGCCCGGGCAUUUCUCCGUCUUCGGAAGACCCUCUCCGAGCCUUGGAGACUUUGGCUUCCCCCAGACUGCCCGCCCUGGAAGCCCCGGCCUCUGCCCCCAGCGGCCCCGCCACCUUUUCCACAUCCCCUGGGCCCUCGGCCUCCCCUUCUGUGCAGGAGCCCCCGAGGACACCUUCGCCACCACUGAGUCCGCACCCUGACCUUGACACCGACCUCGAGUCAGUGGCGUCACAGCCCAUGGAGCUUCCAGAGAACUUGUCACUAGAACCUAAAGACCAGGAUUCGGCUUUGCUGGAAAAGGACAAAACAAGUAAUUCCUCAAGAUCCAAGAAACCCAAAGGGUUAGAGCUGGCGCCCAUCCUGGUGAUCACGGGCAGCGACCCGAGCCCGCUGGGGAUACUGAGCCCGUCUCUCCCCACGGCUUCUCUGACACCAGCCCUUUUCUCACAGACGCCCAUCUUGCUGACGCCCAGCCCCUUGCUCUCCAGCAUCCACUUCUGGAGCACUCUCAGCCCCGUCGCUCCCCUGAGUCCAGCCAGACUGCAAGGUGCUAACACACUCUUCCAGUUUCCUUCUGUACUGAACAGUCAUGGACCGUUCACUGUGUCUGGCCUGGAUGGACCACCCACCCCCGGCCCAUUUUCCCCAGAUUUACAGAAAACAUAACCUAUGCACUUGUGGAAUGAGAGAACCGAGGAAUAAAGAAACAGAGAGACAUUCAACAUGAUUACCUUUGAAGUGAGCGGUUAAUAGUUCUACAAUGCUAAUAAUAGACUAUUGUGAUUUUUGCCAUUCCCCAUUGAAAUGCCUUUUUAAGAUUCCCUUUGAAUAUGACUCAAGUUGGACUGUAUAUAAAAAUGCCUUAAUUGGAGUCCAAGCUCCACCUCCCUCUUCCUUCCUUCACUCCUUCCUUCCUUCCUUUCUUUCUAAUAUUUUGAGCUUUGUGUUAAAUUUUUGGUGGGGUUUAGCAGCUAGCUAUGGUUCGCAAGAGCAGUUAAGGACAACGUUACUCCUUCUGCCUUAUUGGGACCCUUUGGCCAGGAAAACAGUUAUGCUUUGCGUGUAUUAUUUGGAGAAAUGUUAACCGCAGUUGGCCGUAUCUUCAGGACUAAGUGUGUUCUGUGGAAAAACAAAAAGUGAGCUGUGCACAAGCAGUGAAGGAAAAGCAGUCACGCCUGUCCACGCACACUAAAAUCGGAGCAGUGCUAUGGGAGAGAUUCUGUCUGGCUUGAAGAGUAACGUAUGUAAGCGAUCCUCCGCAGGAAAGACCUCUUGUAUCGCGGUGGGUUUCUCAGCUGCAUGUGUGAUCUUGUCUCAACCUGUGAACAGAGCGCGGAGCCUAGUCUGUUGCGACAUAGGAAGGUGCUUUAAACCUGGGGUUUAAGAUGGUAUUUGCAACAACCGGUGAGAGCAGGGGCCCGCCUCUAGCGGAUGAUUACACCCCCGUGGUACACAGCCUGGUAAGUGAUGGCUUUUAGGAGGAAACCGGGUUUUGAAAUCCGGAGGCAUCUCUGAGUAAAACGUUCAGCUGGAUGACUUGAAACAGCACACGGGGCUGUCCCGGUUAGAAGAGAUUUUCUCUUUUCUGUUCGUCUUACCCUAUUUUCGACUGCCACAUUUACCUUCUUUUAAACUUCAGGUUGUUAGGGGCUGUGCUAGUUUUAAAGAUGUGGUGAGGAAGACGCAAAGCAAGGCGAAGCCUCCGAGUCUGCGGUGAGGUAAAGGUGUGCUUAUUUCUCUGGCAAAGUGUUUUUUAGUGAGAGAGCAGCAGAAUUGGUUUGGAAAUGCUCAUACGCAGGGAUUGCAUUGUUCACGUCAGUAGGGAGAGGCGGAGGCCUUCCUCUCUCUGUUACCACAUUGAGAAACUUUCACCGCACGGUGAUCAGUGCAGAGGAGGACGAUGCUCUGGAGCCUCCAGACUGAAUCGAUACCAACAUCGCAGCGGAAUCGGUGAAAACCGUGGCUUUUGAAGUCUAGGAUUAGGGGUGCCCGGGUGGCUCAGUUGGUUAAGCUACCGCCUUCUGCUCAGGUCAUGAUCCCGGGGUCCUGGGAUCGAGUCCCGCAUCGGGCUCCCUGCUCACAGCGGGGAGUCUGCUGCUCCCUUUGCUUGUGUGCUCUCCCUCUCUCUCUCUCUCUCUCUCUGACAAAUAAAUAAAUAAAAUCUUCAAAAAAAAAAUUAAAAAAAUAGAGCCUAGGAUUAGAUUAUAUGCCCCGGCUACCACCACAACACUGCCCGUUAACCUCAUCUUUUAACUCUAGAAACAGUUCAUUGAGUCCCAUAAACUAAGUGGAAAGAGGGAGUAAGGAUUGGAGAGCUCAGAAUGACACUGAGACAAACCAGCAUCUUCCCAAUGUAUAAUACUCACUUUAAAUACAUUUCUGUACCUUGUAGAGACGCUGUAGUGUUAGACAGCCGAGCUAGGUUAGUGGUAGUGGAGGGACGUAUUCAGGGAGCUGUCUUUCUGUUUGUAGCAUCAGAGACCCGUUAGUGGUUCACGUGUGGUCGCCAGCUGCCAUCUGUUCUUGCGGGGUUCCAGAGCUCUGGGGAGCAGACGGUGGGACUUGUCUCCCACACCGAGUCACUUACUUCUCACGCUUGUUUGAAAGCAGACCUCUCAGCAGCACUUUGGAAUAGUUUUAUUAGACUAAUGACUAUUUUGUACUUUAAGUGUAAGUAUUGAUGGCUUGAUUUAACUUGAUAUUUUCAAUUUUGAAAGCACAAAAAUAUUUUAUCUUUUUGAAGUAAAGGAGAAAAGCCAUUGGUUGUUUUCGUAGACAAUAGCUUUGAAGCUUAACUAUCUCAGCACAGGGGUGCCUGGGAACCAAGGGCACCAUUAAAACUCAGUCACAGCACCUUCCUGGGAACCAGUUUUAGUGAGUCCGCUGUCUGUAAACCUACUCUGGAAGCCUCCAAGAGGUGUGGGCCUCAGGAGACGGAUGAUCUGCUUUCUGUUUGAGAUCAACUGACGUGGAAAGUGUGGGGUGUUUGUGUGUGUGUGUGUGUUUCCUUUUCUAAAUGAAAGUUUACAACUUGAGCUCAAGCGUAUGAGGCAGACCGUUCUGUUUGUAAACUACCUCCUUCCUGGAAAAGUCUCAGCUUCAUGUUUUUUUUUUUUAAUGUCCAGGGUCGUUCUUAGCAUCAAAAGGUGACCUACUACUUAAGAUCAAUAUUCACUGGGCAGCCUUCUGUUUGGUGUCUGUGGCUGUAUCCCAAAAGUAGCCCAAGUUAAGGUAAAGGAGCAGAUCGAAUGAGUUCCUGAGACAUCUGGGAUCAUCUGAGCUUUUCAUCUACUCUGGCCCAUAUCUACUCAUUUGUAGGCUGGGAAAUGUUUAACAACCAGGCUCUCUGAAGGGAAAGAAAAAAGUCCAUAAAUUGUAGCAUUUGCUGAUUUCCAUGAUGUAAAUGACUCCCCCUUUGGCUGAUUUUAAGCCACUGCCUUAGUGUUGAGAAGGGAUGAACACAGAGCCGCACACGCAGCCGGCGGCUGCCUCAUUUAUUCCAUCCCAGGGUGGAUUUUCACAUAAAUUCUAAAAUCUUUUUUUUUCUUAUUCAUAUGCUGAUUUUUUAAAAUACAAAAUUAAAAUAAUAUGUCUAACUUCAGUAAUCUUUUUUUUUUUUUAAUGGCUUAUCAGUGCUUUUGUGAUGUAAUAUUCCUCAUGGCAUAUUUUAUGUGUUCUAACAAAGGUGAAAACUUCCAUUGAUUUUUAAAAAUAAAUACACGGGAAUAAUCCAGAAUUCUCAAAAAGUCAACAUAAGGGUCUUAGAAUUAAAAUAUAGGUUUAAUUUUUCCACAUUUUGAUGAUUAAAUUAUGAGUAUAAAUUUCUUCUUCAGAUGUUGUUGGGGAAAGUAAGCCCAUGAGCCCGUAUCUACACGGUGAAAGGGUACUGGAUUUUUUUUUAACUGGAAGAACUCCUUGACAAUGUACAUACAGUUUUAGAGAUCCAAAAAGGCCAGGUCUGUUGAAUCUACUCACCUGGCCCAAUUUCUAGUUUUUUCCAUACUGUGUGUCACUUGGGCUUGGAGGGGAACGGAAGCCAGAGGCUGGGGAUGCUGUGGCCGGCACAGCAGGCUCUUGGUCCUCUGACUGCAGGCCCGCCCCGUUGGGUGAGGUCUGGCCUGGUAACCUUGUUUCAUCCCGAUCUCAGAAUAUUUGUUAGGAUUACAAAGUUCUAAAGGCAGUUGUGUAGGUUUUUCAGGAAGGUAAGCACCUGGAAGCACCCCCUGGCAUUUCAGAAAAGCAGUCUCCUGCCUUUCCGAACACACACCUUACUCAGUAAAAGUUUUUGAACACGUUUCCUAUUGCAAAAUCCUGUGUGUAUAAAUUAAGUUGUAAACUACUGUGUGAAAGUCACAUGUACAUCGUAAGACAUACACAAAAGUCAGAAUUAAGGAUGGUAUAAAAAGGAAAUCUUGACUGGAAGCUCUAGUAUUUUCUUCUUGCCCCCAGGAGAUCGUCUUGUGCGCCUUCUGGCAGCUCGCAGUCCCCACCUUACAGACCACUGCCUCGGGGUAUCAUUUACAGUCUGAUCUUGAAAACAAAAGGUGGAUGCUUUUGUUGUGUGAUACACAGAGAAGUCCUUUACACGUUUGAUUUGAUUUUCAUGUCAAAUCUCUAGAAGUUCAAUUUGGAAAUCUUCAGGAAAUCUUCAAUUUGUCUUCAGCUUCCUGAAAUUUUACAUUAAUUCUUUUUUCCUGCAUAAGCCAUUACCAAGCUUUAUGCAUAGUAUUUUUGACAGCCUGUUUCUUUUCUCUCCCGAUUAGGUAGGACUUUUGUUUUAUUAGUCUGCUUACAAACUUUUGGCCUUAUUAAUGUUCUGUUUCACCAACAAAUUCUCAAUUACUUUAAGUUGCUUUAUGCAGAACUAUAUAACCACCUCCAUUUCCUUGCUGCAUUCAUAAGUUUUGAUUUUUGAUUUUUUGAAACAUUUCAGCAUCUGAAGAAUUACUUUCCUUAAUGGGCCAGCGCUACUGACCAUUUCACUAACUCGUAUAUAUUUUAGUUAUCCAGACCCGAAAUCUAGACUUGUGCGCAGGCGCCGCUCUUGGGCAUGUAGACCAGCCUGUAGACUAGAGCAGGUGUCUUUGGCCGGAAACCUGGAGCUCCGAGUGAAUUACCAAACCAACGGGAAAGUUAGAAAGAUUAUGGAGCUGAGAAGUUAAUUGUUCACCCCACAGUAGGGAAGUGGAGGUCAACAUUAAUUAUCUUUCUUCAGCCGGUACCCUGACCAGAGAAUGGGGCCUGUGGAAAACAUUUCAUGAAUUAUCUUCUUGGUUUUGGGUCAACAGAUGUUGGUUUCAGUGCGGCAGGCCUUACCUGUAACGAGGAGCCCCGCUACCCCUCUUAGGUCAUCAGAAUUUUGCUUACUGCAGUUUGAAGUUUUAAUCUUAGAAUCUAGAAGUCUUGUGGGUGAUAGACUAUUAAGCAAGAGAAGGAGGCAGUUGGAUUGCAUUUCUCGUACUUGGCGGAACCUGUUAGCACAAAAGUCCUGUUUUGACGUGUAAACAGAGUAGUCUGAAAGGUGAGUUGUUGAUGUGGUUUACGUGUUCCAUUUAAAGCUGCCAGUUUCUUCAGGCUUUCCUGGGG
This is a messenger RNA of Lutra lutra (Eurasian river otter), 6446 nucleotides long. RefSeq names its product ETS transcription factor ELK4 (gene ELK4). Gene Ontology annotation, biological process: regulation of transcription by RNA polymerase II; cell differentiation. The record is from RefSeq and is a predicted model, not a curated record. Gene Ontology annotation, cellular component: nucleus. Bases 231 to 1526 code for a protein of 431 amino acids. Lineage: Eukaryota; Metazoa; Chordata; Mammalia; Carnivora; Mustelidae. The transcript is spliced from 5 exons. Gene Ontology annotation, molecular function: DNA-binding transcription factor activity, RNA polymerase II-specific; sequence-specific DNA binding.